Molecule: messenger RNA, 1068 nt
Organism: Humulus lupulus (European hop)
Lineage: Eukaryota; Viridiplantae; Streptophyta; Magnoliopsida; Rosales; Cannabaceae
Product: heavy metal-associated isoprenylated plant protein 4
Exons: 4
Coding region: 40-765 (241 amino acids)
Molecular function (GO): metal ion binding
Source: RefSeq, a predicted model, not a curated record
UGCUCCAAGUUUUUGGAUUGAUUUUGGGGUCUGAAUAAUAUGGCAACAACAGAUGUUGGAGUAAUCACUGGUGUUUACAAAACAAACCUACAUUGCCCCCAGUGCGCGCUUGAUAUCAAGAGACCUCUUUUAUGUACUCAAGGUAUUCAUAAUGUGGAGACUGAUAUGGAGAAAUGUGAAAUAUGGGUAAAAGGAAGCUUUGACCCCAUUAAAAUUCAGAAACGAAUUCAGAAAUUGUGCAAGAAGAAGGUUGAGUUAAUUUUGCCCAAAGUGCAGAUCAAAGAAACUAGCCUAGUUGAGAAAAAAGUGAUCAAGGAAACCAAACAACCAGAUUUGCGGACAACAUCAGUCAAGGUACACUUGCAUUGCGACCAAUGCGCGAGAGACCUCGAAAAGAAGUUGAUAAGGCAAAAAGGUAUUCAGAGUGUUAAAGCAGAUAUGAAAACUCAAAUUUUGAGGGUGGAAGGAAGCGUUGAAGGUGAAAAACUAGUAUCGUUCUUAAGAAAAAAAGUGCAUAAACACGCAGAGAUUAUAGUCCCCAAAAAUAUAGAAGAAAAGAAGGUGGAAAUUAAGGAAGAGAAAGUAGUCAAAGAAAAACAAGGAAUUACUACUACUUAUGACUUAGUGAAGAAGGUUGAGAUUAAGGAACAAGUAAAGGUAGUGGAAGCAAAGUCUAAAGAAGGAAAUGCUCCUUAUUUUAUUCACUAUGUCUACGCUCCCCAACAUUUUAGUGAUGAAAAUCCAAAUGCUUGUACCAUAUCCUAGUAUACAAACACACACACACACUUAUAACCACCUAUAUACGUACAUAUAUAGCUUAUGAUAUUAUACUUUAUUUAAUUAUAUGCCUAUAAAUGAUCUAAUGAUUUUGUUAUGUAAAUUGAUUUUUUAUAUUAUGUUUUGUUUAACCAUGUAACAUAUGUUGCUGCUCUCUCUUAUUAUAUAUACUUAGAAACUUUUUUAUGUAUAAAUAAUAUAUAGGCUUCAUAUUUUGUCCGUUUUGGGGACAAAUUCCAUGUAUUAUGAUCAUUUUAUAUGUACUUAUUUUGAUAUAUUUUUAAGGCAAAA